GAAUCCCAACUCCUCACUCUCUCUCUCUCUCUCUCUGCCUCAACAAUGGCGUCCUCUCGUUCUCUGUCCCAAAUCUCUAAAACGGUGCGUUUCUUCUCCACGAGCAGCGCCCCAAAGCCGUCGCACCACAAUCAUCACAGUAAGAACCACACGUACUUGGAGCCCAACUCCUACAUCGGAAGCUGGGAGGCUCCAAAAAACCCCAAGGAGGCCGAGAAAAGGCUAGCUCAGCUCCGCAGGGACUACGCUAAACAAGUCAAGGAGGUCCGCAAGGAGUACAUUAAGGAGGUCGAGCUCAUGAGGCUCGACAAGCUUCGCAAGGACGAAGCCCACAAGGAGGCCCUCAGGCUCCAAACCGAGGAACGCAAGAGACUUAAAGCUGAGGCUGCAAAGGCUCGAGCUCAGGAGCGCCAGGUCGCCGAGCAGGAGUUCCGCCAAACCCUGUUGAAAGAAAGAGCAGAGAAGCUUGAGAAUUGGAGGAUGAAAGAGAAACUUAGAGAAGAAAAGAAGAAAGAGAAGAAUGAGCUGUUACGCCGAAAGAGUUCCCUAUGGGUUGACCAAUCUGGAUUGGAGAAGAAAAUACUUGAAGCAAUUGUUGACACAACACCCUUAUGAUAUAAUAACAAAUGUACAUGGAAAAAUCUGAGGAUGCCCUUAGAAAGUACUUGAUGGCCACAACGAUUUUUUUAAAUCGAUAUAGCAGCUAGAGAAGAGAUGAAUUACCAUUGCAUGUGUGGAAUGCCAUUUCAGCUUUAAUAUUUUAUAGGUUGAAGUAGAAAAAACUAUAGCUAUUUCCUUUAAUCCGUUGCUAAUAUAAUGCAACCUUUUGUGUUGUUUAAUCUUGUCAAAAUGGUGGCCAUGUUUUGCUUGCCUCUUCCUUGUAAGUGGAUUGGUUCGAAUUUAAGAAAUAAGUGAAAAAAUUUAAGAUCAAAA
Humulus lupulus (European hop) is the source of this 933-nucleotide messenger RNA. RefSeq lists its product as uncharacterized. The transcript has 3 exons. NCBI's taxonomy places the organism in Eukaryota, Viridiplantae, Streptophyta, Magnoliopsida, Rosales, Cannabaceae. The record is from RefSeq and is a predicted model, not a curated record. The coding region runs from base 46 to 615 and encodes 189 amino acids.